AUGGGAGUUUUCUCAGAGUUGGCGACAGAGAACUGUGUGGUCAUUGGGCGAGUUCUCAGACUCUGGGAAGAGAGCAGAAUCGGCGAAUCGGAGUUUUCUCAGAGUCUGGCGACAGAGAACUGUGUGGUCAUUGGGCGAGUUCUCAGACUCUGGGAAGAGAGCAGAAUCGGCGAAUCGGAGUUUUCUCAGAGUCUGGCGACAGAGAACUGUGUGGUCAUUGGGCGAGUUCUCAGACUCUGGGAAGAGAGCACAAUCGGCGAAUGGGAGUUUUCUCAGAGUCUGCCGAGAGAGAACUAUGUGGUCAUUGGGCGAGUUCUCAAACUCUGGGAAGAGAGCACAAUCGGCGACUGGGAGUUUGCUCAGAGUCUGCCAACAGAGGACUAUGUUGUCUUUGGGCGAGUACUCUGGGAAGAUAGCACAAUCGGCGACUUCACCAGGAAUGGCACUGGCUUGUGCCAGGAGUAUACUGGCUCGAACCAGGAGUAG
Molecule: messenger RNA, 486 nt
Organism: Symbiodinium sp. CCMP2592
Lineage: Eukaryota; Dinophyceae; Suessiales; Symbiodiniaceae
Source: the annotation of a GenBank genome assembly